Molecule: messenger RNA, 324 nt
Organism: Drosophila melanogaster (fruit fly)
Lineage: Eukaryota; Metazoa; Arthropoda; Insecta; Diptera; Drosophilidae
Exons: 2
Coding region: 1-324 (107 amino acids)
Source: RefSeq, marked reviewed
AUGGAAUCGCUGGACGAGUGGGACACACGUGUGGACCGCAUCAUCAAGCUGCCGGUGGGAAAAGCGCUAAUAGAGAAGGACAACUUAGACCAGAUAGCGGUAGACAUGGACGACGGAGCGAGGUGGUACCGGGAGAUUUAUGAGAUCUUUGACGUGACAUCGGUGCCACCACGUCAGUUCAUCUGUCACGAUUUGGCACCGUACCACGAACCGAAACCCGAUUCACCUGACCAGGUGUUCGAGUACAAGGACUUCCUGAGCUACCUGGGCAUACUGCAAACUCUGCCUUUGGACACCUUGCAGCGCCUCGAAAAGCCCCUCUGA